Molecule: messenger RNA, 3249 nt
Organism: Sciurus carolinensis (gray squirrel)
Lineage: Eukaryota; Metazoa; Chordata; Mammalia; Rodentia; Sciuridae
Exons: 2
Coding region: 367-1227 (286 amino acids)
Source: RefSeq, a predicted model, not a curated record
UUUGAGCGAGCAUAAAACUUUCUGGCUCCCAGCACAAUUAAAGAUGAGAAAAACAACAAGGAACCCUGGAAAACAGCCACCCCGGCCUCGUUGCAAAAAUAGGACCCAUCUGUCCUGGCAGGCUUAAAGUGGCUCUUGGCCCUUCGGCAGGGGCCUGGCCAGGAUGACCCCUGGAGGCCCCACCCUGCUCCAGGAUUCCAUGAUUCUAUGACAUGGCCAGCAGUCUGGAGUGGCAGCAUGCGGGUGUCCUCAGUGGGAAGCCGGAGGAGGUCUAUGUCAUCUACCUCCUCAGAGACACAGUCCAGGUGAGCAGCCUCCACGUGCAGCCACAGCUCAGUCACGGAUUUGACCCCCCCAGCCAAGGCGAUGUCCGGACUCCCAGAGAGCAGGUCCAACACCUACGGCCGUUCAAACCAUGUCCACAACGUGUCCCUCCCACCUCGAGCUUCGGGCUGGACCCAGUGCUCCGGCCCCAGCGACGCCAACAACCUCAAGGGCUCGCGCGUCCGCAACCCCAGCGGCUCGGACUUCAGCUCCUGCAGCAGCCACUCGGAGCCGUCUCUCAGCGUCACCUCCCCCCGACUUCCCAAGGGGAGGGUCUGCAUGGGCCGGCCCUACAACUCCAAGUUCGUAGAGACAAGUCACUUGGUGAAAGGCUCCAAGGUGGCCAGGAAGUCCUCUUAUCAGCCCUCUUAUAACAGCCCCAACUGCUUGCUCUGCUCAGACCGGCCUUUGGGCCCCUCCAGCCCCAGCUUCCUGGACCAGCUCAUCAAAGGCAUCAACUACCUGGACCGGUCCACCAGCGCCUUCUACAACAACUGCCCCAAAACGCUGAGCCUGCCCCGGCUUGCUGCCAACUACCUCGAACGAGCUGCCAACUCCCUCUACCUGGACCACCUGGAACGCACCGCACCCCGCAGUUACUCCACCCCCGGCAGCAGCACGCUUGCCCCAGACAGCUCCAACAACACCACCUGCGUGGUCUCAUCCACCAGGGGCGCCGGCGAGCUGCAGUGCCUGGGCGGCUCCACCACCCAGAGCUGCCAGCACCAGCAUCACGGCCAGAACUUCACUUCCCUGCGGCAGAGGCCAGGCAUAAAGCUGCCUGAGCUGCCCCUGUUUGGCAAUGGGCUCUUCUCCUUAGAUCGUCUGCCCAAGUUCUGGGAAGCCAUCCGCUCCGGCUGGAAUGCCCCUGAGCCCGUCUCCAAACCCUCCAACUGGUGGUAAGGUUCGACACCGGCCUGCAAUGGGCACACACGUGUCCAUCAGGCUGCUGUGGUGGAGAAUAAAUUGUCUGUGGCAAAAUGCUCCUUCCAAGGUUCUGUUGGGGGAAAUGACCAUUUAGAUUGGGGCUCGGAACUCAACAGUGGUCUCUUGGGGCCGUCAAGUAAAAGCGAGCGAAUGGGGCUGGGGUCAUGGCAGGGAGAGGCAGAGACUAGUGUUGAGUGGGCGAGGACCGCUGGGCUAUCCCUGGCUCUAAAAUGGGCUGCUGCCUUCGCGAGAGAAGCUAGAAUGUGAUUUUAAUUUUAAUUUUUUAUUUAUUUUUGAGACAGCGUCUUGCUGGAUUGUCCAGGCUGACCGCAAACUCUUGGGUUUAAGGGACUCUCCUUUCUCGGCCUCCCAAGUAGCUGGGAUCACAGGUGUGCACCGCACACCUGGUUUGGGGAUCUGAUUUUAUGUUAGCAACACAUUUUAGAAGGUUACCAUGCUCAGAGGGCUGAACAAAUGUGCUUGCAGCUCCAAUUUCCCCCAGUUAGAGUGUAAGACCCUCACCCGGGGCACUGGUCUUGAGGUCACCAGCAUCUGGUUCCCUUCUGGCUUUCAAUAAGGAUCAUUUUUUAUGUUAACCGAAGGCCUCGUGUCCAAUAGGUGCCCAGUAAUGCUAGCUGCUGUUGUCCUAAGGGCAGUUACAGUACUUCACUCAGUGAAUGCGCCAAAGCUACUAACUUAAUGAUACCCUACAUAUUAAACAAUGCCAGGCAUUGUUUGAAGCACUUUGUACCUGAGGCAGGUUCCGAGCUUCCCCUAGCCUCAGUUUCCCCACAUAAAUAAACAGAUAACUGUUCAUUCCCAAUUCCUAAUCAUGCUCCCCUCUUGUCAGGAUGGCUGACUUUAGCACUGUCCCCCGUGAGCAGAAAUGUAGAUAUAACAGUAAGAAUGAUAAACGCUCCUAGAGCCCCUGUCAUGUGGUGGAAACUGUUCUAAGCACUUUAUGCAUAUUUAUUCUUUUAAAGAUAUGAUUUUUGGUGACCAGGGCUAUGGACAGACACAGAAGAACUUUCUGAUCACUAGUGUGAGAGGUGCUGGAGAAACCGGGGGUGGCCGUGGGUAGGAGCACGGGAACUCUGGAAAGAGUGAUUUUGUCUGAGUCUGGAAGGUAGGAGGGUGGUCCCUUUUGCUCACUUCUUUGGGUUUCUUGCUCUCUUUCCUGGACCACUGAGAAUUCAGAGACCUGACUAACUCAGGAGUUGGGAAACCAGGGCCACAAGGUCCCCAGCUGCCCAGUUCUGCCGGCUGAGGGACUCUGGAAAUGAGGAUUCCAGCGCAGCUUCCUUCUGGUCUGCCCUGAAACCCUGGCCUUGUGGUUCCCUCUCCACUUCCUCUCCCUACAGAACGCGGGUGCAGUAGCUUUGAGGAUCUCUAAGGGCCCCUGGACUCUGAUGUUUCUGAGGUCAGGCCUGGAGAACCCCAAGUUGAGAGUGGCCUCCCACAAGAACCCCGGCUCCCAAGAUCCUUCCAGUUUGCUUCCCGAGGUCUGUUUCUGGCCUCAGGAUUCACUUCUGUGUGCUUAUGAACUUCAGGCCCCGUCCCUACUGUUGGCUCUCUUCUGUCUCCUUGGCAACGUGAAGGCCAAGAGCAGCUCAGUGUGGAAUGGCCUUGAGAUAAUGCAGAACCUGGAAGCUCACAGGGUUCUUUGGUGCUUGAAGGCAGAGGCCUGCUGUGGUCUAGCCCCUAUGGCCAAGGAGGUGACAGACCUGAGUAUCCCCCCAGGGCAGGAGGAGGGAAGGGGGUCCAUUGACUUCACCUCUUCUGCACCUCUCUGGAGGGCAAGACAGAUCUUCUGUGGGCCAAAGCUCAGCACGGGGCAUACUCCUUCCUCUGUCUCUUGCUUCCCUUUUCUCCCAAGGAGAAGGCUACAGCUUAGUCUGAGUGAGCCACCUAGUCCCAACUCCCAAGGCGAACAUCCAUGUGGAUUGUAAGACUCCACUUUGAACUGAGGAAGGUGGCGCACACCUGUGAUCCCAGCAA